Molecule: messenger RNA, 537 nt
Organism: Gongylonema pulchrum
Lineage: Eukaryota; Metazoa; Nematoda; Chromadorea; Rhabditida; Gongylonematidae
Source: the annotation of a GenBank genome assembly
AUGAGCAGUGAUUCUUUCUUAUCCAGUGCCUUCUCUCGUCAGGCGAUCGUCACCGCUGCCGGGCUCGCCGCCGCUGCAUUCAUCGGAUACUGUGUUUAUUUUGACCGCAAAAGACGCAGUGCACCGGACUACAAGAAAAAAUUGAGGGAACAGCGUCGGGCAGCUUCUCUGAAGAAACAACCAAAAACACUGCCGAAUCCUCAUAAUCCUGCCGAAGUCCAGGCUUAUUUCUUGCAAGAAGUGCAGUUAGGCGAGGAACUAAUCGGCGAAGGACAUGUCGACAGAGGCGUAGAACAUUUGUGUAAUGCGAUUGUAUUGUGCGGGCAGCCAUCGCAAUUGUUACAAAUCUUCCAGCAAACAUUACCAAACGACCAUUUUGCCCUUCUCGUACAAAAGUUACCGGAAGCAAAGAUGCGCCUGAUGCGGAUGUUUGGUGAUCAGCUGGAGCAAGCUGGGUCUUCACGUAGCGGGCCUGAAACAAGCGAUGGCCCGUCAACAGCCAUGAUUGAAAUCAGUGAUGAUCUCGAUCUUGCGUAA